GAAAGUAAGUCCAAAAAGAGAAGCAAUCGCCAUCGUCAAGCUUGUGCUCUCAGCACGACCCAAUCCCUUUAAUCUCUCUAGCCUGCACGCAACUUGUCAAAUAUUGUAGCUUUUUCUUGGAAUUUUUAAGGAUUUUUUUCGAGAUGGGUUCUUUUCAAAACAACAGCGGAGGAGGCUGGCUGUUCGAUUAUGGGAUUUGUGAUGAUGCUGCAGCUUCAGAUCUCAUCUGGGCUCCUCAGAUCAUCGACGAUCCGAUGGUUUCCAGUACAAUGCUUGGGUUUGAGGUUCCAUGCAAAGAAGGCAGUGUUUCAGAGAAAGCUUGCUCGAGGAAACGGAACCAUGUGGAAUCAUUAGCUGUACCAGGGACCAAAGCUUUUCGUGAGAAGCUGCGAAGGGACAAACUUAAUGACAGGUUUACAGAGUUGUGUUCCAUCUUGGAUCCUGGGAGGCCCCCAAAGGCAGACAAAGUUUCCAUACUUGGUGACGCAUCUCGUCGGUUGAACCAUUUACGUGGUGAAGCAGAGAAGAUUAAGGAAUCAAAUAAAGCACUUCAGGAUAACAUAAAAAGCCUGAAGGAAGAAAAGUUGGAACUGAGGGAUGAGAAAGUGCGUCUUAAAGCUGAGAAGGAGAGGAUAGAGCAAAUGCUUAAAGCUGCAAAUACCGCACCUACUUUUAUACCAUACCCUCCAGCUUCUAAUGCUGCAUUUGCUUCGUAUAAAACUGUCGCAUAUCCAAGUUAUGUACCAGUCGGCACAUGGCAAUGGCUACCCACAGCAGAGCUCGAUACUUCGCAGGAUCAUGUGCUAAGGCCUCCUGUCGCUUAACUUCAGCUUCAUUAGAGAGGCUGCACUCAUUCUUGGUUGCUGUUAAAGCCACUUACAUGGAAAAUGUUAAAAACUUUUUUUGGCAUUUCUGUAUGAGCAUCUAAUGCUUGAUCAAGCUUUGGGGCUCAUGUAUCAAAUACUUACCACGGUCAUUUUUACUAAUGGAAUAUAUUACAAUUGAGAAAAAGGAAAAGAGGGUA
Asparagus officinalis (garden asparagus) is the source of this 1024-nucleotide messenger RNA. Its product is annotated as transcription factor ILR3-like. The transcript is spliced from 5 exons. Gene Ontology annotation, biological process: intracellular iron ion homeostasis; regulation of DNA-templated transcription. Gene Ontology annotation, molecular function: DNA-binding transcription factor activity; protein dimerization activity. Lineage: Eukaryota; Viridiplantae; Streptophyta; Magnoliopsida; Asparagales; Asparagaceae. The record is from RefSeq and is a predicted model, not a curated record. Bases 144 to 824 code for a protein of 226 amino acids.